AACAGUCUGUUGUAAGUAUCGUUGCCGUGUGGAUUAUUAAGAGUUGGUGAACUUAAACAAAAAAAAAGAGAGAAAAGAAAAAACGAAGCGAGAAAGCAAAGAGAAGUGAAGAGAAUUAGUAAUGGGAACUGUAGAAAGAUGCAUCUACCAAACAAACAAAGGUUUAUUUUCAUUUCUGUCGACAAACUAAAACAUAAUGUACGUUUGUUUUAUAUUUUUAUUCUUUCGUUUAUUUUCUCGUUGUACAAGAAAAUUUCUUGAUAUUUUUUAUCUUUAAAUAAAGUAAGGAUAUAAAAAAAAGUAUAGCCUCUCUUGUACAAACUAAUAUAAAGACAACAACAUGUAUUAAGUAUGUUUGUAAUACGAAUUGUUAGUAUUAUUACUAUUAUAGAUAGCGUACGAUGGAGAGGCGUAUUACAAAUGUUCUUGUUAUGUAUAGGGAACCUAUAAUAUAUUAGAAUAAUUCUAUUAUAAAAGCAUUUAAUUAAAAUUGAUCUAUUAUUGAUUUAUAUCGAUGUUUUUUAAAAAAAAAGUGCAGGAAAAGAAGAAAAAAUUAUAUUUAAAGUCAUUAAAGUAAAAAAAAAAAGAGCUAUAUUGAAAUAUACAAAUAGAAUAUAUAUACAAGUUUCUUUAUAGGGGAAAAUAGACAACAAAUGCAAUUUUGAUCUGUUUCCCUAAUUGUCUAUCAUUUUUUCAUGUGUUAAAUAUAUUCGUUAAAUAUCUUCAAAAUGUCACAGACGCCACUUGACCGCUUCGGCCUUCUUCUAAAUCACAUGAUCGAUUAUGCUCGCGUUAGUUUGUCUACUCCUUACUACUACUGUUUUGGGUGAGAAGAUCAUCGAUUUUGAAAUAUAUGAUGCUACCCCGGCUAACUUUAGUGUCGGUCCUCUUUUGAGUUCCGGUGUUAGGGAAAAGAAAAUUAUCCUACUCAAAACUCAUGCUGGUGCCGAAAAGAAUUUCACUAUUACUCCUUCCGGUAUUCUCAAGACCAAAACUACUAUUGAUAGAGAAGCUAUUUGUCCAAAUAAAGCGGAAUGCAAUAUGACUUUGGAGGCUGGGAUUUUACCUGCUGAAAACUUCCAAUCCUUGACAAUUAAUUUAAAAAUUAGGGAUGUUAAUGACAAUACACCACGAUUUCCUUUUGGGAGAAUAAAAGUAAAGUUUUCCGAAGCCGCUGAACCAGGGGAUUACGUGACUAUUCCGCCCGCUUCUGAUCCAGAUUCUCCUAGGUAUUCCGUUCAACGUUAUGUUCUCCGAAACGCAGUGGACAGAUUCAAUAAUAAAAUAUUUAUUCAUAAACUUAUCAAGAACAAAAACGUUGGCUUGGAAAAUUUAAGGAUUAUAUUGAAUUCACGACUUGACAGAGAGCUAAUAGAAUCUUAUACUCUACAAAUUUUGGCCAUAGAUGGUGGAGAUUCUAGGAGAACGGGAACACUUAAAGUUAGCGUUAUUGUUGAGGAUGCAAAUGAUCACGAACCAGUCUUUAAACAAUCUGUCUAUAAGGCAACAGUUCUUGAAAAUAUUACCAAGAAUACUCCUAUCGUUCAAGUUUCAGCAAGCGAUAAGGAUUCAGGUGAUAACGGAAAAGUAUCUUAUUCGUGGAAUUCCAGAACCGAACAAAAUUACGCAAAUACCUUUCGAAUAGACUCAAAAAAUGGAACAAUUUUUCCAAUUGUUCCAUUAGAUUUUGAAGAUGUUCAGGAAUAUGAAUUGUAUGUUCUUGGCACUGACAGCGGCAGUAGUCCACGUUUCUCUCAAACCAAAGUUAUUAUAAAUCUGGAGGACGUCAACGACAACGUACCCGAUGUUCAAAUAAUAACAUUGCACGACGACAGAGGAUACGCAAGCGUAGAAGAGAAUUCCAAAAUUGGUUCAUUUGUUGCUCAUGUAUCUAUAACUGAUCAGGAUUUUGGUGAUAAUGGUCGAGUUAAAUGUGUUAUAGAUGAUAAUGUUCCAUUCGCAAUGGAAAGUGGUCUAGAGAAGCAAUAUCAAAUUGUUACGACUAAACAGUUAAAUAGAGAAAAACAGAGUCAAUACUUAAUAACUUUAAAGUGCAAAGAUUUCGGUAAAAUACCAAACGUUGCUGAUAGAUUAAUAGACGUUAGAGUAUUGGAUCUCAAUGAUAAUUCUCCAGCAUUUCAAGAAAUUAAAGAUCACAGAGGAAAAAUAUUAAAAAAAGAUCAGUUACAAGUUGCGGAAAAUGCCAGUAUUGGUCACGUGAUUGCAAGAAUAAGAGCUACCGAUCCUGACGAAGGUAGGAACGGAAGCGUAAUUUAUACGCUAAAACAAAUUGACCGAGUAAGCGAACGGCUGUUGGAAAUUGAUCGUCGAAGCGGAAUUAUUCGUGUAUCCAAGAAUUUGGAUAGAGAAAAAUACGGAAGAAUUCGAAUUAGAGUAAAGGCAUCGGACGAAGGCUUAGUUAGUAAGCAUACGUCGAUAAAGUUGACGGUAAAGAUACUAGACGUCGACGAUAAUCUUCCAAAAUUUGGCCAAGAAAGCUACGAAAAAAGCGUCUACGAAAACAGACCAAUUGGUACAUUUGUAGUUCUGGUUAGCGCUAAUGAUGAUGAUGUGAAAGAUAAAGAGGUUCAGUUACGUUUCUCACGGCCCCAGGAUUAUCAGAUUUUUGAUAUGGACGAGAGUGGAAGGAUUACUACUAAACAAAUAUUCGACAGGCAAGGGCCUAUCUAA
Messenger RNA from Dimorphilus gyrociliatus, 2691 nucleotides. Lineage: Eukaryota; Metazoa; Annelida; Polychaeta; Dinophilidae. The record is from the annotation of a GenBank genome assembly.